AUUUUAAAAAACAGAGCAAAGCUUGAUAAAAAUGAUAGGCUGCUAGAAUUUGUGCAGAACCUUGAGUCUGCAUGCAUUGAAACAGUCGAGUCCGGUAAAAUGACAAAGGAUCUUGCGCUUCUUAUCCACGGUCCCAAGGUAUCAAGGGAACAUUACUUGAGCACGGAGGAAUUCAUUGAUGCAGUUGCUCAGAGACUUAGAGAGAAACUUCAAGAUCGUGCUGUUUUGUAGAGUCGGGUCCGACAUCCAAUCCGACUGCUUAAGGAAAGAAGAUUAGAGAAGUUCAUGCAGGACUCUGGAAGAUUGCUUCUAGAGGGCUGGGAAUGAAUGCUACUUCUAUGGAAUUCUGAAGGCCGGUGAAUGCCGUGGUCGUUCAACUCAAAACACGUGGAAAUGUGCGCAUGAUUAUCCAAGCGCACAAACAAACAUGUGGCUCGGUCUUGGACCGUAUGUUCCAAAAUUCUGUGGAUGAUCUGUGGUCCCCUGGUAUUCUCCCGGUGGUUGAUUAAUAUUUCCAGGAGCAUUCACAUGAAGAGGAAAGAACGAGAUUAUUUUCUCCAAGAAUGAAUGCGGAAACAAAGCAGGGCCCAUUAUUCCAGCACAGAUGCCCUGCAUUGGUACCAUCGCCAACGUCAUUGGUAUGAUGAUGUGUGGCGUCUAUUUUUGCUUGAGCUAAGGGUAUAAAAAGUGUGUGCAUUGUCCCUGCAUUAAUUACUAUUGCCAAAAUUAUUGGUGUCAUUACUGUUGUCAUUACUAUUGUGAAAGUCAUUGGUGUGAGAGGAAUAAUACUCUUUUUCUUUCUUCCUCUGAAUCAACGGGAAUAUAUGUGCAGAGUCCCUGCAUUACUGUUGCCAAAUUCAUUGGAGAUGUCUUUGUCCUUUUGAGUUGAAUGUAGGGAAAAAAUAUGUGCGCUUUGUCCCUGCGUAGUUAUUGACCAAGUCAUUGCCGUGAUGACGGAAGUCCUUUUGUUCGUACAUUGCUGUCGAAGUCAUUUUUUUUUAUUAAAUUAGGGUAAAAUGUGUGGAUAGGCCCUGCGUUACUUCACUCUUCCUUAUACCUUUUAACAAUGUGCUGUUGCACGCACCGCCUCUAUUAUAAGUGAUAAAAAAUUUGAUGAUUGAUAUUCGAGUUCUCAAGAUCGAAUUCUAGUUGAUUCAUAUUUUUAGUAAAAUUUAUUUCUAAAAGAAAUAACCGAGGUAGGUAGUAUGCCACCUUUCUCUUUCAAAAAAAAAAAAAGAAAAAAGAAAAAAGAAAAAAAGAAAGUGCUGUUGCUUCUUUGCUUCAUUUGGGAUUGCUUAGGCCAUGCACAACCUUUUUCCAAUUGUCCCUAGAGUUCUAUAAUUAUUUCAAUGAGCUUGUUAUCUUGCCUAAGUGACUGGCUACUAAGAGAGAGAGAGAGAGAGAGAGAGAGAGAGAGAGAGAGAGAGAGAUGAGAGGAUGGUUGUCAUCUUUUCGUUUGUCGGCGGAGGAGAGGAGAGCUCGGCAGGAGGUGGCCCUCCCCAAGACCAAGGACACCGUCGCUUCCUUCCCCAUCGUCGUCUUCAGCCACUCGUACUGCCCCUUGUGUCGACGGGUUAAACAGGUGCUAACGGAGCAGGGGGCGACUUUUAAGGCGAUUGAACUGGAUGAGGAGAGUGAUGGGUCGGCUAUACACUCGGCGCUGAUGAAGUGGACCGGACAGGCCGCAUGUCCGAAUGUUUUUAUCGGCGGAAAGCACGUCGGCGGUUACAACGAGAAGGGAAACUGGUACCUCUGCUCGUCGAAGCAGGCGCCAUCGCCGCCGCCGCCCCCGCCCCAGCCUCAGCCCCCGCUGAUUGAUUAGUUAGAAUCUGCAUACACAAUUCGCUUGCAUGGUGCAUGCAGUUAGUUAAUUAGGUGCUCUCUGAAUAAUAAUAAUAAUAAUAAUAAUAAUAAUAAUAAUAAUAAUAAUAAUAAUAAUAAUAAUAUAUAUGCAGCUCCUGCUUAUGUAACGUAACUACUUCUCUUUCGACUUUUGAAUAAAUAGUUCGGACCUUAUUAUAAAUUGGUUUUCUGCUGCUGUGUGUGUAUGUAUAUAUUUCUGCUGAUGAUUAUGAAACGAAGAGCCUGUAUUUGGUUUGAAA
Messenger RNA from Ananas comosus (pineapple), 2102 nucleotides. Its product is annotated as glutaredoxin-C6-like. The record is from RefSeq and is a predicted model, not a curated record. Gene Ontology annotation, biological process: cellular response to oxidative stress. The coding region runs from base 1430 to 1822 and encodes 130 amino acids. Lineage: Eukaryota; Viridiplantae; Streptophyta; Magnoliopsida; Poales; Bromeliaceae. Gene Ontology annotation, cellular component: cytoplasm. The transcript is spliced from 6 exons. Gene Ontology annotation, molecular function: glutathione disulfide oxidoreductase activity.